CCGGGCGAGCGGCGGCGCCGGCGCUGCGCUUCGCUGACCUUCCGAGCGUCCUUCUCUCUCUCCACCGAAGCGGGCGGGCCGGGCACCCUCUCGGCAACCAUCAUGGCUCCCAGGAAAUUCUUCGUGGGCGGGAACUGGAAAAUGAAUGGCGACAAGAAGAGCCUCGGGGAGCUCAUCCAGACCCUCAACGGCGCCAAGGUCCCCGCAGACACCGAGGUGGUUUGUGGUGCCCCUUCCAUCUACCUUGACUUCGCCCGCCAGAAGCUCGAUGCCAAGAUUGGCUUGGCUGCCCAGAACUGUUACAAGCUGCCAAAGGGGGCGUUCACGGGAGAGAUCAGCCCAGCCAUGAUCAAGGAUGUUGGCGUCACCUGGGUGAUCCUGGGACACUCAGAGAGGAGGCACGUCUUUGGGGAGUCUGAUGAGCUCAUCGGACAGAAGGUGGCCCACGCCUUGGCCGAGGGGCUUGGGGUGAUUGCCUGCAUCGGGGAGAAGCUGGACGAGAGGGAAGGCGGCAUCACGGAGAAGGUGGUGUUCCAGCAGACCAAGGUUAUUGCCGAUAACGUGAAAGACUGGAGCAAAGUGGUGCUCGCUUACGAGCCGGUUUGGGCUAUCGGGACCGGCAAAACGGCGACUCCCCAGCAGGCUCAAGAGGUCCACGAGAAGCUGAGGGGCUGGCUGAAGAGCAACGUGUCCGAGGCCGUGGCGCAGUCCACUCGGAUCAUCUAUGGAGGUUCAGUCACCGGCGGCACCUGCAAAGAACUGGCCUCCCAGGGAGACGUGGACGGCUUCCUCGUGGGCGGGGCCUCCCUCAAGCCCGAAUUCGUCGAAAUCAUCAACGCGAACCACUGAAGUCCGCCUGUGGAGCCUUAAGUCUCAGCAGGAGGGAGGGGAAAUGGCCGUCGCGAGGAGGAGACCCACACUGUCAUGAAGCAGACACAAAGAGCUGCGCCCCACCCCCCUGCACUCGGGUUCGAGGGCGCCACCUUCCAGUCCCUCUUCCACCUACGCUUACUAUAAUUUGUCCGACGCUGCUGCUAAAUACAACCGUUGCCAAGCCAUGUUAUUCGGUUAGCCGUGAGCCUUUUUGAAGGCAGGAAGGUAGUUUGCUUGCCCCAGGCUAGUACCUGGGGCCUCCUGCCGUCCAAGUUCCCUCCUCCGAGGCCGGUCAGUUUUGCCAACUGGUGAUGCCUGUCCUGUGUUACAAGGCCCGCCUCCCUUGCUGAGGAAGGGGCGCAGCCUCAGUUCAGCUGGGGGGAGGGGGUUUGUCUGGCAACUGCCGGUUCACACUGGUGUAAAUUGUCUGUCUGUUCUGUCUCUCUCCCCCUGCCAACAAAGCCAACCACAAAGAGAAUAAACAAAGGGAAAGCA
Molecule: messenger RNA, 1368 nt
Organism: Gekko japonicus
Lineage: Eukaryota; Metazoa; Chordata; Lepidosauria; Squamata; Gekkonidae
Gene: TPI1
Product: triosephosphate isomerase 1
Exons: 7
Coding region: 103-849 (248 amino acids)
Biological process (GO): gluconeogenesis; glyceraldehyde-3-phosphate biosynthetic process; glycerol catabolic process
Cellular component (GO): cytosol
Molecular function (GO): triose-phosphate isomerase activity
Source: RefSeq, a predicted model, not a curated record